Molecule: messenger RNA, 318 nt
Organism: Menidia menidia (Atlantic silverside)
Lineage: Eukaryota; Metazoa; Chordata; Actinopteri; Atheriniformes; Atherinopsidae
Source: the annotation of a GenBank genome assembly
AUGGCAGAGGGAGGCUUUGACCCUUGCGAGUGCAUCUGCACUCAGGAGUACGCUAUGAGGCGCCUCAUUAACCUGCUUAGACAAUCUCAGUUCUACUGCACAGACACAGAGUGUCCUCAGGAGUUGCCAGGACCCAGCGGGACAGUGGGCGGAGGAGGUGACCUGACCCUCCCCAUGGUUGUCAUGGGCUGGGUGGUGGUGGCCCUAGUUCUGUUUCUGCUGCGCCCAUCCAGUCUCAGGGGAGCCCGUCCUGCAGGCAAACCCACUGGACCUCGCAAUAGUGAUAGAAGGGAGCCCCCAGCACCACCUGUGGACUAA